Molecule: messenger RNA, 2238 nt
Organism: Klebsormidium nitens
Lineage: Eukaryota; Viridiplantae; Streptophyta; Klebsormidiophyceae; Klebsormidiales; Klebsormidiaceae
Source: the annotation of a GenBank genome assembly
CUGAUACUGACAGCCCGGCCCAGGUGAUCCAGGGCCCAGGCCGGCUGAGCCAAUCCACAACAGAAUUUUGCGCAUGGUUUCCCUCAACAUGCAAUCUUUAAAAUUGUGGUGGAGAGAUUGUUCAUUGAGCUUGGUGGAGCUCGAAGCCUUGCAGCUUGGUUCGGAAUGCACAGGACAACGUUAUUUUGCCUGAAGAGUUUGUGGCAGACUUGGCAACAUGGCGCUGAUGACAUCUUCGCUGGAUAUGUUUGUGGUGUGUGUUUUGUUUGGAGUGCGGGUCGAGUCCCGUCUGCUUAACGCAAAUGGGACGGUGGAUGCUGAGGAGAUCUACACUGUUUGCACCGCCAACUUCCCUCCCUACGUGGCAUGCAUUGAGGGGGACUCGAGCCCCACAAAUUUUUCUGGCUAUUCCACGGAAAUGUUUAAGCGUGCGGCGAGCAAGCUAGGUUGGAAGGCCAAGAACUAUCGGCUUCUUUGUCUUCCCUUCAAUGACUUGGUCAAUGACUUGACGGACCCCGAUGGCACAUGCGACAUGGCGACAGCUGCCAUGACGGUCCAACUUGAAAGUAUUGAAAAAGGGAUCCAGUUUGCAUACCCAGACUACCACACAGGUCAGGGGCUGAUGGUUUAUACCAGUGGGGUCAAGACCAACAGGUGGCUGUUCCUGAAACCUUUCAGCUGGGUAGUCUGGUUGUUCCUAUUUCUCGCUGCGCUUGCGGUGGGGGUAUCGGCACGUGUGGUGGAGAUAAUAGCAAAACCGAAGGCAGCAGAGCCAUCAGAGGGCAAAGAAGACGAGAAAGCGGGCGUUGGAGAGCUUGUCUGGUCUGCGGGCGCGCAGAUCGUGAAUGCGGCCGAACCAAUGCAAGCCUUCUCUAUUCCGUCCCGGAUCAUCAUCUUCGUUUGGGCGUUUCUCAUCCUCCUAUUAGUGGCGAUGUACACCGGAAACGCCGCGGCAAUCCUGACGGCUUCAGCGGUCGACGUCAGCAUCCAGUCUAUUGACGAUCUCCAGGGGAAGAACUGGGGAGCCUACCAAUUCACGAUUGAAAUCAUGCACCUUAACGGGUGGAACCCCACAGUUUUAUAUGACCCGCAAACCGUGGCCGAGACGGACCACAUGCUCGACCAGCUGGAGAGCGGGGUCAUUGAGGGGCUCGUCUGGGACUGUGGAUUCGUGGAUUACAUAACGGCCACCCGGUGCAACUUUUACAAGGUCGGAGACUGCAUCACGGAGGACAACCGCGCGAUGGCGUUCUGGCAGAACGCCACAGCGUCCUUGGUCAACGCGUUCUCCACUGCGGUCCUGCAGCUCGAAGCGAGCUCGGAGCUGUCGCACAUCCACGAGGUGUUCAUCAAGCCGACGUCGACGAUCUGCGAAAGCGAGGCGGCCGGCGAUCAGCAGCAGGUCACGUUCAACCAGGUUUCCGGCCUUUGGAUUGUUCUCACGGCCACGAUUGCUUGGUCGAUGCUGAUGGCCUUCGUAGCUCGCCACGUAAAGCUGACGCAUCUGCACCGGCUGUACAAGAAAACUCUGUCCAGGGAAGUGGGCAAGGAGCUAGGAGAGAUUGACUUGAAGCAAGCCACAGUGAUUGACAACCCGGUCGCCUUCCACGGUCCCUGAAACUAUCAUGGCUUAACAGGGGCUCUGAGAACUGCGUAACGUAAGGUAUUGUAAAAUAUAUCGGUGAAUUUCAAUUGUAAUAACAAGUAUGUUUGUGCGAGAAGAUAAAAUGACACUCAACAUGAGGGACGGGAUCGACGCCUUCUUGGAGAGCGCUAGGUGGGCUCGGUCAAUACAGUCAAACGAGAGUACUUCCAGCUGGUUCUUGUCGCGAAAAAAGUUCCCUGGUGUGGGUUGUCUUCGAUUAGAAGGCAAUCGACUGAGUUAAGUUAGGCACACGAGACAGAGCAGUCGACCGCAUAUUGUAAGAAUUAUUGAAGAUAUGUUGAAGCUUGAAGUCCUAACCUAAUCAAAACGUCAGUUUUGAGGACGUCAGGACAUGCUACAAUACUAGAGCGGACUUGUGAUACGACAUACUGUUAUUCACAGAAUUGAGUACCAGGACAACUAUAUGCGUGUCUGUAAUGCAUCUGUCCCUCGGCCCGGUAGCACUGUGGGAGGUGACAGUCAUUCUGCUUGCAUAAGCUUAUAAAACUUGACAGCUGCUUAUUUGAGGACCAAGCUGCAGGCCGCACGGCCGCCCAGACCAAAAUUGUCUUGGCGUGUUCAGAUCAAGUGCA